AUGUGUCUAUCUGUCAACCAUAUCGAAAGCAAUUUAAAGUAUAUACUAGACCCUACUAUUUCUCAGUGGAGAACUCCAAAUACCAGGCACAAUACUACCAUUGAUCGCACUGUAGGCCGUUCUUUACUUAAACUUUGUCCCAUGAAGAUAAUACUAACCCCUUGGGUGCUUGGGCUAUGCGUUCUACUAGUGUUACUAAGCAAUGCGAGUGGAUCAAGCGACAUUGGUAUAAGCUAUACUAGCAGUGAUGAUUCUAGUGCCAGCAUAUCAAGCGAUUCUAGUAAGGACAGCGGAGAUAGUGUAGGUAUAGAUGAGGAUGCCAUUGAUCGAUUGAAUAUGGCUGGAAAGCCCAAUAAAGCUGACGUGCCAGUGAAGAGAACAAUGUUAGAUUUAGCCACAACAAAAAGCCUGCUUAACUCUCUGUCGCCAAUCGGCCUUACAAUUAACUGCCGAAAGAAACACGUGUCUGUGUUCUUCUAUAUGCUUAGCCAAGCAGAUGAACCCGGCUUAAACAGUGACUCUGCACCAGGCACAUCUAAGCCCAUAAAACUUAGACCUCAAUAUGUAAUAGAGUGUACGGCCGCGAGUAUUGAGUUUGCAAUUCCUCGCGAACCUAACUCACUAGAGGCAUUGAGUGCAUUAAACACACUAAGAAUGAUUGCUGUCAUUAGAGUGAUCUACUCUUCGAUAGUUGAUGUUUAUGUUCAUUACUAUAGAGCUUCCCUAAAUUCUUGUCAGCUGGGCCGGCAGAUUCUAUCUCGAUUUAUUAAUAUAGUUGAUUGUAAGUAUUUGGAGUUUUGGUUUGAUGAGGAGACAGAUAUGGAGCCUGACGAUAUCCACAUGUACUUAGAUGUCUGUCGGAAAGAAGCACAAAACGCGAUUAGCCAAGCCAACUAUAAAUUUGAAUGUAAGAUCACGUGUUUAUCUUCAGGAAGUAGUCUUUCAAAUAUGUUAUCCAGCGGCAUUGUCUUACUACGACCAAUUGCAGUUAUCUAUUUGGCGGUUAGUGAUCUUCAAAACACCCAAUUAAUUAGUAGGUUAUCAUUCAAAAAGAACUACAAGCUUGGUUUGUACUUUAACUCAAUAGACGUUAAUCUCAACCUUCUCCAGCACAUGCUAGUCCAUUGUAGUCAUCUCAUCGCCAGCGGACUUGAGACAAACUUAGUUGGUUUUGAGAACUUUGUAACUAGCAACCCAACCACGGCCUUAGAAGUCACCUGGCUAUUUCUUUUGUACUUAGGCCACUACAACAUUGCUUUAGUCUGUGUUCAUACUAUUGUAGGUAUUAUAUCCUACCCACAUUAUAUCCAGCCCACGUUUCAGUCCAACCAAAAUCAGAUACCACCUGAGCCACGAGUAAUCACUACCGAAGUUAUCUUACAAAUCAGCACCAAUAUGCCCUGUAGAAGCUCUAUUUAUUAUACAUCACUCUAUACUCCAGCAGCUCUUGCUAAGCAUGGCAUCAGAACUGAUACCGUUCAAAUAAGCUAUGAAGAAUAUCGCGAUGACUUGGAAUACACUUUAAACGUACUUUGCGAUCUGAAUGCUAUCCCAAUGACUGUACUAGAUCAAGUUCAACAAAAGAACAUUAUAUGCUGUGGCGAGCAUCUCAGUGACUCCACUUGGACACUUCAAGAAACAGUCAAUAUCGAACUUAGCCAUGCCCGGCUAAAGAAGAGUCUCAAAAGGUACAUCACCAAAAUAUGUCAUAGCUUCUGUCAAAACAUGCGCUACUCAACGAUCAGAAUAACCGGAACUAUUGGACAAGCACAAUCUCAGAUACAACAUCUCAUUUACCUUCUACUUCGAUUCCAGAACCUUACUGCCGAUACUCUUACUAUUUCAAAUGUACAACCAGACAACCAUAUUAUCAGUACAUUCGACUUAAAGACUCUAAAAGACAGUUCCACAGAAAACCCCCUAUUCCAUCUCAAUGUCAAGACUCUGAUACUAGACAAUGUAGACGAAACAAUCAUCUACCGGAUAUUCAGCCGGUAUAUCUUUGCCGACCAAAUAGAAAUACACAUUCUCAAUCAGUAUUUCCAGAAUCUAGCCAUUGCCCA
Nematocida homosporus is the source of this 2063-nucleotide messenger RNA. RefSeq lists its product as uncharacterized. The annotation marks the transcript as partial. The record is from RefSeq and is a predicted model, not a curated record. NCBI's taxonomy places the organism in Eukaryota, Fungi, Microsporidia. The transcript has a single exon.